Messenger RNA from Mercenaria mercenaria, 5738 nucleotides. Its product is annotated as pyruvate dehydrogenase phosphatase regulatory subunit, mitochondrial-like. Bases 190 to 2916 code for a protein of 908 amino acids. Gene Ontology annotation, cellular component: mitochondrion; mitochondrial matrix; cytoplasm. The transcript is spliced from 20 exons. NCBI's taxonomy places the organism in Eukaryota, Metazoa, Mollusca, Bivalvia, Venerida, Veneridae. Gene Ontology annotation, molecular function: protein binding; oxidoreductase activity. The record is from RefSeq and is a predicted model, not a curated record.
GAAGAGCUCAGGAGAUGCUGCAGAUUUAAAUCAGUCCUUAUUCUAUGAAAUGAGUGCCAUUUGCAAUCUGUUACACAUUAAAAUCAUCAAUUUUUAAGCCCUGAAGAACAUGUGAUGUUAGAAUUAGUCAUAUAAUAGGUAAUGGCAGACAGGUGAAGGGUGUAAUUCAGUGGACACUAGGAAAUCAGGAUGACAGUUUGGCACCGCCUUCUUAGUGGUUCCCUACACAACAGACUGUGUCAUGUUUCCAAAUUAACCAGAAAUGGUGGACUGGGUCUCUCCUGGAGCUGUCUGCAGAAAAUUUACAGGGAGAGACAGUAUUCAACACUCGCUACUGAAGAAGUGAGCCUACCAACCCAGGCGAGAGUUGUGGUAUGUGGUGGCGGUGUGAUUGGUACGUCAGUGGCGUAUCAUCUCUCAUUGAGGGGCUGGAAUGAUGUUGUUCUUCUGGAACAGGGGCAGUUAGGUUGUGGUACAACCUGGCACUCUGUGGGUCUGGUUGCUGUAGGAAAGGAUGAUCCAGAGAUGAUGAAGCUGCUGCAGUACAGUAGGAACCUGUACGAGGGGUUUGAGCAUGAGGAGGAUGGUGGUAUAGGUUGGAAGAAAGUUGGGAGUAUUGAGGUGGCUCAGACCAAAGACAGGUUGAUUUCCCUGAAGAGGAAGAUUGCUAUGUUACAGACAGUUAAUGAAGAAGCCCAUUUAAUGCUGCCAAAGGAUGUCAAGGAAAUGUGUCCACACAUUAAGUACACAGACCUUCAGGGUGCUUUAUGGAUGCCCAAUGAUGGUGUAUGUACAGCCACUGAUCUUGUGUCCAUAUUUGCCAGGAAAGCUAAACAAAAUGGUGUAAAGAUUGCGGAGGGUGUAUCAGUGAACAAAGUGUUAACCAAGGAUGAUACCGUGGCUGCUGUAGAGACAAGCCACGGAACUAUUCAGUGUGAAUAUUUCAUCAACUGUGCUGGCCAGUGGUCGAGGGAGUUGGGAAAGAAGACAAUCCCAAAGGUUCGAGUUCCAGUACAUUCCUGUGAACAUUUUUAUAUAGUCACCCAGCCUAUAUCUGGAAUGGAUAAUAAUUUGCCAGUUAUCCGAGAUCCUGAUGGUCAUUGUUAUUUCCGUGAAUGGAAUGGUGGUGUAAUGGCAGGAGGGUUUGAACCCCCAGAGCAUGGCGGAAAACCAGUCUUCCAUAAGGGCAUCCCACCAAAGUUUGAAUUCCAGUUACUGCCUGAAGACUGGGACCAGUUCCAUGUGUUAUUGGAGGGAAUUUUGAAUCGCAUGCCACAGUUGAAUGAUGCACAAAUUAGGCAACUGACUAACGGACCUGAAAGCUUCACUCCUGACCAGAACUGGAUUCUUGGAGAGUCAUCCGAGGUAUAUAAUUACUACGUAGCUGCUGGGAUGCAUUCUAGAGGUAUUCAAGGUGCUGGUGGAGUUGGAAAAUACCUGUCUGAACUGAUUAUUGAUGGUUAUGGAAGUCUCGCCAACUUGUGGCCAUGUGAUAUACAGAGAUUUGUACCACAUCAUAGCAACAAAAAGUUCCUUAGAGACAGAGUCAAAGAAACAAUUGCAUUAUAUCACCUAAAGUAUUCCUACAAUCAGUUUUCGAGUGGAAGAAACCUGCGUACAUCACCCAUACAUACACAGCUAAAAGUUUAUGGAGCAAAGUUUGGAGAAACUAAUGCCUAUGAGAGGGCAAUGUGGUUUAUGCCAGAUAGUGAUGAAGAUGUUGACGAGUAUAUUGAAGCAAGUGAAAUGGCUAAAGGAACAUUUGGGAAACCUGGUUGGUUCAAUGCUGUAAAGCUAGAAUACCAGGCAUGUAAGGAACGUGUAUGUCUAGUCGAUAUGUCGUCUUUCACCAAGAUAGAAAUAAAGUCUAAGGGAACAGAGGCACUGGAGUUUCUACAGUACAUGUGCAGUAACGAUAUAGGGCAGGACAUCGGCACUGUUAUACAUACCGGAAUGCUCAACAAGCAAGGAGGCUACGAAAAUGACUGUAGUAUCGUCCCACUUCGAGAUAACACCUUUUUUCUGAUUGCCCCAACUUCUCAGCAAACACGAUGCAUGUUCUGGCUUCAAAAACAUCUUCCAAAAGAUGGGUCUGUCCAAGUGCGAGAUGUCACAUCCAUGUACUCUGGCCUUAACCUUGUUGGUCCACAUGCACAGCAAUUGCUCAGUGAUGUUACAGAGACCUCAACGAAAAAACAUGACUUCAAACCAAUGACCUGCCAGGUGAUAGAUGUUGGAUAUGCCAGUAAUAUUAUUGCCAUGAGACUGACACAUUGUGGAGAAGAUGGAUUUGUGAUGUAUAUACCUUCAGAGUAUGCAUUACAUGUGUAUGAGAUGUUGAUGAAAGCAGGAAAGGAUUAUGGUAUACGUAAUGCUGGAUACAUGGCACUUCGUCAUCUUCGUAUAGAGAAACUGUUUGCAUAUUGGGGUACGGACAUGGAUCCGACAACCACACCGUACGAGACAGGAAGAGAUUUCAGAGUUAGCCUUGAUAUUGAAAAUAAUUUCCAGAGGAAAGACUUCAUUGGGAAAGAGGCUCUGUUGAAACAAAAGGAAUUUGGAAUCAGUAAGAAGUUUUGCCAGCUUCUGUUAGACAACUUCGAUACAGACGCUGAAGUAUGGCCAUCUGGCAAAGAGCCAAUUUUUAGAAACGGUAAACUAGUUGGACUGACAACGUCGAGUGCUUACGGGUUUACGCUUGACAGAUUUGUUUGUCUUGGAUAUAUAAAUCAUUUAGACGAUAAUGGAAAACCUGUGAUAACGAAAAGAAUCCAUGAUUAUAUCAAAGAUCCUUCGGCAAGGUACGAGAUUGAUGUUGCCGGAACAAGAUAUCCUGUUCAGGUUGGCAUUUAUACUCCAAAGAAGGCUUACAAGGCUUCGGAUAAACCUACGUUUAUUCCAGUACCUGGGACAUAGAUUUUUAUAGUCAAUACAUAGUGCAGUUUUUUAUCCAUUCCUAUUUUAGUAAGUCAGAAUAUCUAGGUGCUUGUAGAAUUUUUCUUUCUAUAGAUGUUUAUCCCAGUAUGUAAUUUCACGUUGUAGUGAACAAGAAAAGUGAUACCCCGCUGUCUUUAUGGUCCAUGUUAUAUUUUUUUCUGAUAAGUUGCUAAAUGUUAAAUAAUAUCUUUUGCUUACAUUGAAUAAGUACUUUGUUGAAAUACUACAGAGUAGAUUGGUUUUGAUGAAUUUUGUAAUUCAGAUAUUGUUUAUUAUAUAUGUUAAUUUAUUAGUGAUUUUGUGAAAUAGCUUAUUGUGAAAACUUUUUUUUUGUUGAUGAGAUUUUAAUACUGGUUAAUUCUGAUAAGAUUUUGCAAGAUACAAUAAAGAUAGAAUGAUUGGCACCAUAAUUAAAGUCUUCAUUUUAUUAGCUAUGUAUACCUUAAUUUGGCAACAAUGACACUUGCAUUAUCUGAACUGUUUUUACUGCAAAUAGAAUGUCUCACACAAUUCAUUAUUCAGACAUAUAAGCUUACACAUUUGCUAGUUGAUUGGCAUUAUUAUGCCCCCCUUCGAAGAAGGAGGGGUAUAUUGUUUUGCAGAUGUCUGUCGGUCUGUCGGUCGGUAGGUCGGUCGGUCGGAAUGUAGACCAAUCCGUUUCCGGAUGAUAACUCAAGAACACUUGGGCCUAGGAUCAUGAAAGUUGAUAGGGAGGUUGGUCAUCACCAGUAGAUGACCCCUAUUGAUUUUGAGGUCAGUAUAUUAAAGGUCAAGGUCACAGUGACCCUGAAUAGUAAAACGGUUUCCGGAUGAUAACUCAAGAACACUUGGGUCUAGGAUCAUGAAAGUUGAUAGGAAGGUUGGUAAUGACCAGCAGAUGACCCCUAUUGAUUUUGAGGUCAGUAUGUUAAAGGUCAAGGUCACAGUGACCCUGAAUAGUAAAACGGUUUCCGGAUGAUAACUCAAGAACGCUUAGGCCUAGGGUCACAAAAGUUUAUAGGGAGGUUGGUCAUGACCAGCAGAUGACCCCUAUUGAUUUUGAGGUCAAUAGGUCAAAGGUCAAGGUCACAGUGACCAGGAACAGUAAAAUGGUUUCAAGGCAAUAACUCAAGAACGCUUGGGUCUAGUGUCAGGAAAAUUGAUAGUUAGGUUGGCCAUGACCAGCAGAUGAUCCCUAUUGAUUUUGAGGUCAUUAGGUCAAAGAUCAAGGUCACAUUGGCAAGGAAGAGUGAAAUGGUUUCUGAUCUUCUUGUCCAAAACAAUAGGGCCCAGGGCUUUGAUAUUUGGUAUGUAGCAAAAUCUAGUGGUCCUCUACUAAGAUUGUUGAGAUUAUUUCCCUGGGGUCAAAUAUGCCCCCACCCCGGGGGUCACAUGGUUUAUAUAGACUUAUAUAGGGAAAAACUUUGAAAAUCUUCUUGCCAAACCACAAAGACUAUGGCUUUGAUAUUUUGUAAUGUAGCAUCAUUUAGUAGUUCUCUUAACAAGUUUGUUCAAAUUAUCCCUGUAGGGUCAAAUAUAACCCCGCCCCAGGGGUCAUAUGGUUCAAAUAGACUUAUAUAGGGAAAAACUUAGAAUCUUCAUGUCCAUAACUUACAUCAUUCAAAUUUGGACCACAUGUAUAGUUUUGAAUGGCAAGAUGAACCUUGACAUGAGUUGACCUUGAUCUUGACCUAGUGACCUACUUUCACAUUUCUGUAGCUACAGCCUUCAAAUUUGGACCACAUGCAGGUUUGUGUACCAAAAAAAACUUUGACCUUGUUAUUGACCUAGUGACCUCCUUUCACAUUUUUCAAGGUACAGGCUUCAUAUUUGGACCACAUGCAUAGUUUUUUGUUCAAAAAUAAAAUUUGACCUUGAUUUUGACCUAGUGACCUACUUUCACAUUUCUCAAGCUACAGCCUUCAAAUUUGAACCACAAGCAUAGUUUUGUGUAUUGAAAUGAACUUUGAUCUUGAGAUUGACCUAGUAACCUACUUUCACAUUUCUUAAGGUACAGGCUUCAAAUUUGGACCACUUGCAUAGUUUUGUGUUCUGAAAUAAAAUUUGACCUUGAUUUUGACCUAUUGACCUACUUUCACAUUUCUCAAGCUACAGCCUUCAAAUUUGAACCACAUGCAUAGUUUUGUGUACCAAAAUGAACUUUGAUAUUGAGAUUGACCUAGUGACCUACUUUCACAUUUCUGAAGCUACAGGCUUCAAAUUUGGACCGCAUGCCUAUUUUUGUGUUCUGAAUUGAAAUUUGACAUUGAUUUUUACCUAUUACCUACUUACACAUUUCUCAAGCUACAACCUCCAAAUCUGAAGCACAUGUAUAGUUCUGUCUACCAGAAUGAACUUUGACCUUGAAAUUGAUCUAGUGACCUGCUUUCACAUUUCUCAAGCCACAGCUUUCAAAUUUGGACCACAUACACAUUGUUUUGUACCAAAAUUAAAUUUGACCUUGAUUUUGACCUUGAGCUAGUCUUGAAAUUUGGAACAUUCAAAAAUGGCUCAGUGGAUGGCGCCAAGAUCACUCGGUAAUCUCUUGUUAGGUAAAUAGGUUAAAGGUCAAGGUCAGAUUAAACCAAAAUGGUUGAACUUUUGUUUACAGUGAGCAUAUAAUUUCUGUUCCUUGUGCAAUUACUGAAUGCAUCAAGGGGGGCAUUUCGUGUUCGACGAGCUCUUGUUUAACAUUUGUACUCUAGAAUGUGUUAAUUUAUAUAAUGCAUAUGUAGGGACAUGUCUCCAUAUCUCUGUGUGUUGUUCUUUUUUGAAUUUAGAAAGUACUUCCAUUAGUUUUUGUAAAUAAAAAGUAAAUAGAC